CCUCCACUUCUCUCCUGAUGGAGGAGAAACUGAAAGACUCUCCGUUCUCCAUCCAGAACCUGCUGAGCAGGCCGGAGCGCCCGCCGAUGCCCGUCUGCAGAGUGCCGGAGCUGGGCUUCCUGCGGCUGGGGCCCUGGUGCUGCGCUGGAGCCCCGGAGACGCCCGCCGGCAUGCGCAGGGCCCCCGCAGACACACUGCAGCCGGACUGUGCGGCCCCGGGGCCCAGCGCUGAGGAUGAUGAUGAUGAUGAAGAAGCUCCGCUGGAGGACAGUGACUGUGAGGAGGCUCGAGCGCAGGUGAAGAAGCUCUGCCGGAAGAAGAAGACUCGCACCGUGUUCUCGCGCGCGCAGGUGUUCCAGCUGGAGUCCACCUUCGACCUGAAGCGGUACCUGAGCAGCUCGGAGCGCGCCGGCCUCGCCGCAUCACUGCACCUCACCGAGACGCAGGUCAAGAUCUGGUUCCAGAACCGCAGGAACAAGUGGAAACGGCAGAUCGCAGCCGAGCUCGAGUCCGCCAGCCUCAGCCAUGCGCACAGGGUGGUGCGUGUGCCCGUCAUCUACCACGAGCACGCGCUCUACUACCCGCACCCGCUCAUCAGACCCGUGUGAGGACCGACAGACCCGCUGUAGAACUCGGGCACCUGUCGGAGGAGCACACCUGAGCUGGACACACGGCUUCAGUGCGGUCUUUCAUUUCUGGAGUUGCGCAUCUUCAUCAUCUUCAUCAUCAUCAGUAUCGGCUCUGCAAUGUUAACCGGAUCUCCAGAUGUUUGUGUUGUGAUUGUCAGAGAUGGAGGUGUACAUGUGUGUGUUCAGUGUCCGCUGGAGCUCUGCUGUGUGUCGUUCAGUAAACCCAUCAGUGGACCCGUCCCGCGCUCACCUGUCAGGACUCCCGCUCUCAGACCUGCUCUCUCCGCUUAAACAUGCUGGGCUGUUUUAACCCACCGCUGAGUCAAACGUAGACAAAUGCUGGAUUAUUAUGGACAAGGCUGCAUUAUUUUAUUAUGAAAUUGAAUGAUAUUUUAAGCCCAACUACUGCGAUUAUUUACUAUUGUGUUCAUGUUUGACCCAUUAGAAGUUAAAAUAACCCAGCAGAUGUACCGUGACUGUCUUCUGUAAAUACUGAAUUGUUUUGCAGCUGGCGUGUGUGUGUGUGUGUGUGUGUGUGUGUGUGUGUGUGUGUGUGUGUGUGUGUGUGUGUGUGCUGUAAUAAAGCGCGUGUGUUCAGCAGUGUCGUCUCUCUGUGUAUUCUCCUGUACCGGGUGAAAUGGUCACGGCGCGGGGUUAUUUAUUGUAUUUAUAAUAUUAUUGUCGGAGGAAGAUCACUCAGACUGAGUUAUAAAUGUUGAACUUGUUCAAUCUCCUCAUUAUAAUCACUGAGGUGUUCUGCGUCAUAUAAGACUGUUUAACAUAUCAUCAUGUGUUGAUCAGGAGAGGAUCUGUCAGUGCGGGUUUGAGUCUUAUAAAAUCUGCCGGUUAUUACUGAUAUUUCUAUAAUUAUCUUUAAUGUAAUGUUUAGCUGCGCGCUCGCGUUGCCCGAUUAAUCCCGCAGUUCACGGCAUCGCGACGCGUUUAUUAAACACUCUAAACACGCUAAAAUAUUAAAACAUAAUCAACCGAAUAACAGCCGACACAUGAGAAUAAUUCUCCACCUGUAUGAUGAAAUCUCUCCAUCUAUCGGCUCUUUCUUCAGCUAAAGCAUAUUGGAGAGCAGACGGACUGAGUUUAUACUUUAUUAUUAUUAAUUUUGA
This is a messenger RNA of Danio rerio (zebrafish), 1750 nucleotides long. The record is from RefSeq and is a predicted model, not a curated record. Lineage: Eukaryota; Metazoa; Chordata; Actinopteri; Cypriniformes; Danionidae.